Messenger RNA from Echinops telfairi (small Madagascar hedgehog), 2526 nucleotides. RefSeq names its product tensin 4 (gene TNS4). Gene Ontology annotation, molecular function: protein binding. Bases 125 to 2260 code for a protein of 711 amino acids. Lineage: Eukaryota; Metazoa; Chordata; Mammalia; Afrosoricida; Tenrecidae. The transcript is spliced from 13 exons. The record is from RefSeq and is a predicted model, not a curated record.
CAGACUGGUCCCUGCAACUGGGAGUGAAGAGGUCCUGAGAGCUCCUUUUUGGCAGCAAGACCUCUGGAAUGUUCUUGAGGCUGGCUGGAAGGCAGAGGUAAACUCUGGGGUCCUCAUCCCCACCAUGUCACAGGUGAUAGCCAGCCCCCUGCUGGCGGGAGCCCAUGCAGUCCGCAUGGCUCCCCACGAGGAACCCCACAGGGCCCUGCACCCAGCCCCCAGCCGUGGCCUGCCACCCCAGUGCCCUUACUACACCACAGAAGGCUGGGGAGCCCAGGCUUUCAUGGCUCCCCUGUCCUGCAAGGGGGCCCCCAGCAGCCCUCCGCAGGCCCCACAGGCUGGGGGCAAGACCGAAGGCCUUCUGCAGGCCCCCAGGGAGCAGACUUCAGGGGGCCCAGAGGACCUUGCUUCCUGUAUUGACUUCUCGCUGGAGAGCCUCCACCAGAUGAUCCUGGAACUGGACCCCACCUUCCAGCUGCUUCCAGCGCGGGCUGCUGGGCCCCCGGCUGAGCCUGCCCAGAGCUCAGCCCUGAGAGAGAAGGAGGAGCCCGAAGCCUUGGAUAUAAAGUACAUCGAGGUGACUUCCACCAGAUCGAGGUGCCACGAUGGUUCCCAGCGCUGCUCCAGCCUGUCGGUCACCCCGCCCUUCGGCUCCCCACGCAACGGCGGCCUCCUCCUUUCCAGAGACGUUCCCCGAGAGACCCGGAGCAGCAGCGAGAGCCUCAUCUUCUCCGGGAGCCAGGGCAGGGGAUACCAGCGUCCCCUUCCUCAUCCCUCACAUCCCCCUAGCACCUCCAUCCCUUGCCCGGGGAGCAAGGCCCUGAGCCCUCGGGGCUUGGGCUCACCACUGGAGGCUUCCCCAGGCCUGGAGAAGGGUCCCCGGGGCCCAAGCCCACAGCGGGGCAGCGAGGCCUCAGUGCUGUCAGCCAGCCCAGGGUCUGACGUCAGCUACCUGUUUGGAAGCACUCAGUCCCUCCUCCACUCCAGCAUUGCCAGUCAUCAGUCCUCUUGUCGAUCCUCGGAAAGCCCAGCCAGUUCCUCCUCUAGCCUACACAACCUUGGCCCAGCAUCCCUGUGUGCGAGACCCAGCGACUUCCACCUCCCCGGUAACCCCACCCCAAGUGUGGGCCAGCCCAGGGCAACCCACUCCCCAUCACUGGCCAAGCAGCAUGCCAGCAGCUGCCCACCAUCCAUCACCAACUCCAUGGUGGACAUACCCAUCGUGCUGAUCAACGGCUGCCCAGAACCAGGGUCUCCCCCAACCCAGCGGACACCCCCAGGACCCCAGAGCUCUGUGCGACCCGGGGCUGCUUUUUCCAACCACCCCUGCCCAGCUGCUGAGAGCCCUAGCCAGACCCUGCCAGAUGUCUCUCUCUCCACAACCCUGGAAGGUUCCUCCAGGGACAUGCAGCCCACCAUGAAGUUUGUGAUGGAUACAUCCAAGUACUGGUUCAAGCCCAGCCUCAGCCGAGAGCAAGCAAUCGAGCUGCUGAGCAAAGAGGAGCCGGGGACAUUCAUCGUGAGAGACAGUUGUUCCUACCAAGGCUCCUUCGGCCUUGCCUUGAAGGUACCAGAAGGCCCUGCAUCUGCCCAGACCCGACCAGGCGAGGACAGUAGUGACGUCAUCCGGCACUUCCUCAUCGAGUCUUCCGCCAAAGGGGUGCAUCUCAAAGGAGCUGAGGAGGAGCCCUACUUUGGGAGCCUCUCCGCCUUUGUGUGCCAGCACACCAUCCUGGCCCUGGCCCUGCCCUGCAAGCUCACCAUCCCGCAGAAAGAACUGGGAGGUGGAGCCUCCGCCCGGGACCUCACUGCAGACAGCCCGGCCUCCGGUCUGAAGACAGCUGUGGGCUGCCACGCGCUGUUCCUGAGCUCUGUGGGUGUGGAGACCCUGACUGGAGCCAUGGCAGUGCAGAAGGCCAUCUCAGCCACCUUUGAGAGGGACGUCCUCCCCACACCCACCGUGGUCCACUUCAAAGUCACCGAGCAGGGCAUCACCCUGACGGAUGUCCAGAGGAAGGUGUUUUUCCGGCGUCAUUAUCCCCUCACCACCCUCCGCUUCUGUGGCAUGGACCCUGAGCAACGGAAGUGGCAGAAGUAUUGCAAGCCCUCCUGGAUCUUUGGGUUCGUGGCCAAGAGCCAGACGGAGGCCCAGGAGAACGUGUGCCACCUGUUUGCGGAGUACGACGCGGCGCGGCCAGCAUCCCAGGUCAUCCAGGUGGUGGGUGCUCUGCUGCAGGACACGGAAAGGAUGUCGGCGUAGGGGCUGCCUGUGCGCCUUCCUGGCAGCCCACCCUCACCUCUGAUUAGGGGCCUUGCGGCCAUGCUUACAGACCCGUCUGCUGGGCCGGAGGGAGAGAGCAGGGCACAGCUGAAGCCCGCAGACCCACUGUGACCUUCCUCAGGGCUUCGGGCAGGGCCUGCCGUUCCUACCCUGGAAAAGGCAUUGUCUUCCUGUCAAACCUUGAAGGUCCUGAAGCACCCCCACCUCUGAGAACCUUGGAUGACAAGAGCCCCUGAGGAUCCUCA